Messenger RNA from Cyprinodon variegatus (sheepshead minnow), 4013 nucleotides. It is a transcript of the gene trappc12, whose product is annotated as trafficking protein particle complex 12. The coding region runs from base 1 to 2484 and encodes 827 amino acids. Lineage: Eukaryota; Metazoa; Chordata; Actinopteri; Cyprinodontiformes; Cyprinodontidae. The transcript has 11 exons. Gene Ontology annotation, cellular component: TRAPP complex; Golgi apparatus. Gene Ontology annotation, molecular function: protein binding. The record is from RefSeq and is a predicted model, not a curated record.
AUGGACAAAGGGGAAGCUCAUUCCCAGCGGCCUGUGUCUCUGGAGAUCACAGUGGAAGAUGAAGCUGGAGUUUCAGGGCCUACUGAAGAAGCUUCUAGUCAAUUUGAAGCUGCUAAUCAGAUCCUGACCAAUGAUGGCCUCCUGGCCCAAGAAGACAGCAUUGAUCUGGGAGGUACAGACUUUGUCACACCCCAGGAAGACAGCAGUGCCACACCCACUGAAAGCCUGCUGGACAGACUGAAUGAUCAAAUGAUGGAGAGUGUCAUGAUUUCUGACUCACCUAAUAACAGCGAGGAAGAUGAUGUGGCUCCUAUCGACUCCUAUUUGGAUGGCGGUGAGCAGGAGAAUGCAACUCCAGAAAACAAGGAAGAGGACAGUGAAAUUGGACAGAAUUCAACUGAGAUUAAGGUUUCAGUGGACCAACUGGAAGAAGAGUGUUCUGAACAGGAAACAAAAGAGGAACAAGGUGCAGUACAGCAGGUCACAGCUCCUGUUUCACCUCAGGUUGAUACUCCAGGUCCAUCUCCUAAUACGAGUGAGGAUCCAGAGCCGUUGUCAGGCACAGGAACUGGUCCAAAAGAUGAGCCUGUGCCAGUGUGCACCAUAUUCAGCCAGAGUACCCUGCCCAAGUCAUUGGCUCCUGAUGGUUUCCAGCCAACCUUAAUCAAGUCCCCCAGCUUUACAAUGGGAAGUGCAGGCGGAAGUGAUGAGGCUGUGACUCCUAAUAAGCUAAACAGGCCCCUAGUAUGUCAGCCCAGCCCAAGCCUCAGUAAGUUCUUUGCUGACAAUGGACAAGGCAAUCCAGCCUCUGACUUCUUCGAUUCUUUUACUCUUCAAUCAUCUUUUAUUUCCGUUUCCAACCCCAACGCCGAUCUUUCUCCAGGAGGUGGACCCCCACCCAUACCUCUCACAAAUGAGCGCCACCUCUCUUCAACCUCCUCUUCUAUCUCCACCCCAGGAGCACUCUUAGACUCAGCUGCUCCCAGUACUAGCCCAGUAUUUUUUCUUACUUCCGCCGAACCAAACACCAACUCUCAACCACUUCCACCCCAGACUGCCUCGGCUCCAGUUCCGGCCCCAGUCCCAGUUUCAGCCACACAGCCACAGCCCUUCAACCAGCUCCAAGCUGUGUUCUCAGGCAGCGACGACCCAUUUGCAACUGCAUUGAGUUUGAGUGAGGUGGACAGGCGACACGAUGCCUGGCUGCCGUGUGAAGAGACGAGAAAGGUUUUGAUAUCCGUUGCCACCCAGCAGUACAGUCCAGCAUAUGUAGAGAGCAACAAACUCACAAUGCCUGGACUGAAAUUUGACAACCUACAGGGAGAUGCUGUAAAAGACCUAAUGCUUAGUUUCUUGGGAGAGCAGGCAGCCAUGAGGCGUCAGGUCCUCACAGCCAACUCUGUGGAGCAGUCCUUCAUCGGCCUCAAACAGCUGAUUAGCACUAAGAACUGGCGGGCUGCCGUGGAUCUGACAGGCCGGUUGCUGACAGCUCACGGUCAGGGAUAUGGAAAGGCAGGCCAAGCAACCUCCCACACCACUGACUCACUGCAGCUUUGGUUUGUCCGACUGUCUCUGCUAGUCAAGUUGAACCUUUUCCACAAUGCUGAACUGGAGUUCGAACCAUUUGGCAACUUAGACCAACCAGAUCUCUACUAUGAGUAUUAUCCAUCUGUUUACCCUGGAAGGAGAGGAUCGAUGGUGCCGUUCUCCAUGCGGCUGCUGCACGCCGAGCUCCCCCAGUACCUGGCCAAACCCCGGGAGGCUCUGGACCGUCUGCACAAACUCAAAACCGUCUGCCUCGCUAUCCUGGAAAACCUGGAGAAAAGCUUAGCAGAGGAUGGAAGCAUGAUCACCAUAGCAGAGGAGAACAGGCAAGCAUCUCUAAAGCUGUGGAGGUCUCGCCUCAGCCGGGUCAUGUACUCCACGGCCAACUGCCUGCUGCUGAUGAAGGACUUUGUUCUGGCAGUGGAGACCUAUCACUCCAUCAUCCAGUAUGAACCCCAGCAGAGAGUGCAGCUGCUCAGUGGUAUUGGUCGCAUCUUUUUGCAGAUCGGAGAUGUGAAAACCGCUGAAAGAUACUUUGAGGAUGUGGAGAAAGCGUACCAGAUGGAAGGCAGUAACGUCAGUCACGCUACAUGUGUUCUAAUGAACAGGGCGUUCGUCUACCUCAGUCAGAAUAACUAUGCUGAAGCACAUGCUACCUUCCUUGAAGUUCUAAAAGUUGACCCAAAAAACCCUGUGGCCAAUAACAACGCAGCGGUGUGUCUCCUCUACCUGGGUCGGCUAAAGGAGUCCUUGGGCCAGCUGGAAGGUCUAGUCCAGCAGGACCCUGCCCUCUACCUCCACGAGAGCGUCCUCUUCAACCUGACCACCAUGUACGAACUGGAGUCAUCUCGCAGCACGCAGAAAAAGCAGGCCCUGCUGGAAGCUGUGGCCUGUCGGGAGGGGGACAGCUUCAACACACAGUGCCUCAAACUGGUCUGAGAGGAAGGAAGCAGGACAACUGGGACAGUCCACUGCUGCCACCCCCUGUUCAUGAUGGAUACUACAGAGAGGAACUAAUCAGUACUCUUUGGGGAAAGCCAAGCCAAUGCUUUAGGCUCAGUUUCAGAAAUGUUAAGAGGAUGUCUGAGCUCUGCUUUUAUUGCACUGAAGUGAUCCGACCAGGGUGGACUGCACCCCCGUUAUGUGAAAAGCAACCCAAAAACAAUCCUGGAUAAAUGAAUUUAGGGUGAAAGUACUUUGUUUUGUUUGUGCAGCAGCUUUGCAGAAAUACUGAGGGAAUUAAUCCCAGGCUUUAUUAAACCUGGGCUUAUGUUACACAUGAUUCGUUUAGACCCCUUUCAAAUUGCGCAGAAGGAAAAUCGUGAGGGUCAUGUGACUUUGCUACUGCAUUCAUCUGGCAAUGAGAUUAACUUCAGCAGGGCUUUAAAUCAGCUUUUUUUGGGUGUCACUACAUUUUACUCCAUCUGCAACCAAGGUUCUCACAUUUAACUCCACUUUAUUUUUAUAAGAGUUUUUGUUUUUAAAGUACAAAACGAUAAAAGCAGGAUGUAUGCCAGGUAUUUCUAAAUUAGUCGGAGUUUAAAUAAACACAGAUGUAUAAAGAGAAGAUGAACGGACAGAAGGGUGCAUUGAUGGAUAGCCAAAGGAAUGGACUGAAAGAAGGAAGAAUAGACAAGUUGGAAGUAGUGACAAAACAAAACGAAUGGAUGGAGGGAAAACGGAUAAGGAAUAAAAUGUGGUAAUAGAAGUUUUUCUUUUCUGCAAACAGGUUUUCUACAAGCUCAGACAGAAGUCUAAGUAUUAUCUGCUACAAGUUGUUUCCUGGAUGGUGCAGCUAUGACUAGCUCCUGCUAGCAUGUAAUAUAGCUAAUCUGUGUGCAGCAUGAAAAAGGUGGAUGGAUAUGCAUUCAAUCUGAACUAAAUUGGGGGUAAAGCUUGCUGCUGAUCCAUAUCUUUUUAAUGCGUAGCUUUGUUUCACUGUGGCUUCUCAGUCUUUUCCUCUUUAAGCCAUAGCAUCGCGCUCCUUAAACAGAGGCAUUCUCUGUAGUUAAUGGACACAACAGACCACCCUUGUUUUAUCUGCAGUAAACACAUGACCCAAAUAUUCCCUCAGUAUAUCUGAGAUUAUCUAAAAAAUUACAUAAGCAGUCUUCAGCUUUCCAAUACACUACCGCAGCUGCUGUCACACAGUGAGGCCGGGCAUGGGCAUUAUCCUGCGCUUCAGACCCCAUAAACUUAAAAUGCAGCUUCAAGAGGAUUACCACUAGAUUACAUCACUCCUGCAGUGAAGGUGAAUGAGGCCCUCAGAUUGCAGAAAUAUAAAAAAAAAUAUUCAUAAUCCAAAGUUGUACAUAAAUUAUUUGAAGCGUUGUCAAACUGAUUAUUUCUGCUUCUUCUCAUACUGUCUUGAUGAUCAUCUUAUAUAUGUAUAUAAAGAUAACUGUUUUAUCCUAAAUGAAUCUCUUAUAAUAGAAACAUGUUGAAAUUAUUAAAAAUGUAAUAAAAGA